Dromiciops gliroides (monito del monte) is the source of this 7867-nucleotide messenger RNA. It is a transcript of the gene PANK3, whose product is annotated as pantothenate kinase 3. The transcript is spliced from 7 exons. The record is from RefSeq and is a predicted model, not a curated record. Lineage: Eukaryota; Metazoa; Chordata; Mammalia; Microbiotheria; Microbiotheriidae. Gene Ontology annotation, cellular component: cytosol; nucleus. Bases 398 to 1510 code for a protein of 370 amino acids. Gene Ontology annotation, molecular function: ATP binding; pantothenate kinase activity. Gene Ontology annotation, biological process: coenzyme A biosynthetic process.
GGCGGAGCGCGGCGGCUCCCGGGAGAGGGGCCUUUUGUCUGGAGCGGCGGCGGUGGGGCCCGGAGCGGCGAGGGCCGGCGUCUCUCCCCCAUCGCGCCCUCCGACCCCACCGCGUCGGCCGUGCCUCAGGAGCUGCAGUGGGUCCUGGUCCAGAGACAGACCCUACCCCCCUUCCCGGGUCACCCGCCCACUCGGCCGGGCAUCGCCUCAGGCGGCUGGCAGCCCCGCCCCGCUCCGAGCCCGCCCCCUGCCGCGCUGUUGGGAGGACCCGGCCCGCGCUUACGCGCCGCCGCCGCCUCGGGACCGGGGAGCCCUCGGGCCGCGCCGCCGCCGCCCCCCGGUGCAGGCCCCGCCGCCGCCGCCGCUGCUGCUGCCCCUAGCUCCCCCGGCGGGCAGCAUGAAGAUCAAAGAUGCCAAAAAGCCCUCUUUCCCAUGGUUUGGCAUGGACAUAGGAGGCACUCUUGUAAAACUUGCAUAUUUUGAACCCAUUGAUAUCACAGCAGAGGAAGAGCAAGAAGAAGUUGAAAGUUUAAAAAGUAUCCGGAAAUAUCUGACUUCUAAUGUAGCCUAUGGGUUGACCGGAGUUAGGGAUGUUCAUCUUGAACUGAAGGAUUUGACACUCUUUGGCCGAAGAGGAAACUUGCACUUUAUCAGAUUUCCAACCCAUGACCUGCCUACUUUUAUCCAAAUGGGGAGAGAUAAAAACUUCUCAACAUUACACACGGUGCUAUGUGCUACUGGAGGUGGUGCUUACAAAUUUGAAAAAGAUUUUCGCACGAUUGGAAACCUCCAGCUGCACAAACUGGAUGAACUUGACUGCCUUGUAAAGGGCUUGCUAUAUAUAGAUUCUGUCAGUUUUAAUGGGCAGGCAGAAUGCUAUUAUUUUGGCAAUGCCUCAGAACCUGAAAGAUGCCAAAAGAUGCCUUUUAACUUAGACGACCCAUAUCCACUACUGGUUGUGAACAUUGGUUCUGGAGUCAGUAUUUUAGCUGUCCAUUCCAAAGACAACUAUAAGCGAGUUACUGGAACAAGCCUGGGAGGUGGCACAUUUCUGGGCUUAUGCAGCUUACUGACGGGCUGUGAAAGUUUUGAAGAAGCUCUUGAAAUGGCUUCCAAAGGUGACAGCACCCAUGCUGAUAAAUUGGUCCGUGAUAUUUAUGGAGGAGAUUAUGAAAGAUUUGGCUUGCCAGGGUGGGCUGUAGCAUCUAGUUUUGGGAACAUGAUCUAUAAGGAAAAGAGAGAAUCUGUUAGUAAAGAAGAUCUAGCAAGAGCUACUUUAAUUACUAUCACCAAUAACAUUGGUUCUAUAGCAAGGAUGUGUGCUGAUAAUGAGAAAAUAAAUAGAGUUGUCUUUGUUGGAAACUUUCUACGUGUCAAUACCCUGUCAAUGAAACUUUUGGCAUAUGCAUUGGAUUAUUGGUCCAAAGGCCAGCUAAAGGCAUUGUUUCUAGAACAUGAGGGAUACUUUGGAGCAGUUGGUGCUCUCCUGGGGCUGCCAAAUUUCAGCUAAAACAUGGAACGUUGCUGUGUCAAUAAUGCCAUCCAAGUGGAACUGAAAAUCAGAAGGAUUAUUAUUGCAUUAUAUAAAUUGAUGGGAACCAAAGGACAAUGGGGGGAAAACAGCGAUGUUGCUGUUUGUUUUUAAUUGUCAAAAUGGUAAGCUGCUGAAUGUUGCCAUAUUCAAGUGAGAUCUUUGUCACAUGAAGCAUUUCCAGUUGAAAUGCUUUAAAGCUUUUGGUCUUACUCUUCUCUGUAUAUAGCCAGUAUUGAAUCCUCUUGAUGCAACACAACCUCUGAGCUUCUCACAAAUAUUUUCAUUUAUUUUUAAGUAGUCAGCAUUGCAGUACUGUCUGCUCAUACAGAAAUCUUGGAGUACCCAGAUAUUUAUUUAGUUUAUGAAAAGAAUUCCUUCUGAAUGUAUGUUACAAGGGUUUCUUUUGCCUAUCUUUUGAUUACUUUUCAAACCCUGUAUUGAAAAUUCACUGUUGACAACCAAAGUGUCACUGAGAGAUUCCAUUCUCAUGUGAUGAUAGAAAAUUUCAGGCGUUGAGAACUAUUAGAGCUUUUCUAAUGCAUUGUUUUAAAAGUAUGUUUCUAUGGUUUUUGAGAGAUCCCCAGUAGAAUUCAAAGUAUUUUCAAAUACCAUACUAUAAUUAAAGUAUAUGGCUAUUUGUGAAACUGCAGGUACGUAGCAGCUUAAGCUCUGACAAUAUAUUUUAUAAAACUACUCUAGUUUCAGUUAGCUGGUACAGUAGAGCACUAUGGAGUCAAAUCAUUGUGCUUAAUACAAAAGGCAUAACAUCAAAUUUUAAUUUGAUAAUUUGGUGACCUGUUUAAUAAGGACAGUAGAUAAAUAUAAUGGUAUAAGAUCAAAGUGCAUUACUCAGUCUGGUUGUAUUCCCUCUGCUAUAUUCCUUUCAGACUAGAGCUUAGUUCCUCAUUUUUAUAAGGUCUGAACCAACAAAGCAGACACACUUUGUAUUCUGUUAUAUGGGGAAAAAAACAGACCCCACUUUAACCCUUCAGGGUAUUUUGUUAAACUGGAAGAUGAGUUAUUUUGAAGCUUCAUGGGAUUCAGAGGCAGUAUUGCAGAAUCAUAAAAGGAUCAGUGUUUUGUACAUUCUGGCAAUAAAAGCAUUAUAAGUCCAAUGUUUGUAAAACUUGUUGGCCUUGGAAUUUACCCUCUAUUUUGGAGUCAUUGUUUUUGGUAAAUUUGUGGAGUUUUUCAGAUUUUGACCUUAAAAGUAACAUUAUCAAAGUAGUUCAGUGCUAUAGCACACAUGUUCAUGAGACUUUUAGAAUUCGGAUGGUUCACAAUAUUAACCACUUCCUGAUACACCAUGAUGGUACUCAUUACAUGAAGAGAAGUAUUAUGUGUUUGUAUAAACCACAGCAUAACUCGGUAUGUACUCAAUAGAAGACUUUCUAUUUAUUAUGUUUUUCAGUAGGCUAUGAUGUGCUAUAUAUAAAUGUUUCUCCAUCAUGUAUCCUUUAGAUAUCACGCACAACAAACAUUUACCAGACCCUGUUGAUCUUAAGAUAUUCCUUCUAUAAAGGCAUGAAGUUCUGAACCACGGAAUUUUGAGGGAAGUUGGGAAUAGUGGGAAUGUCAUUUAAAAGAAAAGGAUCCACUUAAUUUUAAACUGAACAAACUUCAGAUCUUGGCUGUUUUAAAACCCAAAAUGAUAACAUCCCACUUCAUUUCUCCUAUUCUAGCUAUUUCAUAUUUCAGCCAUAUUUUCAUGAUUUCAUUAUUUUGAAGACUUUCAAUUUAGGCCUAAUUUAAUUUAAACUAGUCAAAAUUGCUACAGUUUUUAUAUUGGUAUCUAUCAGGGGGCAGGUGUCUAAAGGAAAAAAGUGACAGGUGUUGAUUUUUCUCUCAAAUUUCAAGUUAAUGGUUUCAUUUAAAAAUAGUGUGGAUGUUGUCCUAAUAUGUGUUGGAACUGUGGUACAUCCUGAAUUUUGGUCUUUUCUUAAUGGUGAAUUCAUCUACAACCAAAGAAGGAUGUAGUGACCAUGAAAUCUGGUUACUAUCACUCUGCUUCUGCAUUAUUUAUCCUAUUUCUCCAGGAGCAUAAGGAAAAUGCAAUUGCUACAGUAAAAGCUAUUAAGAUUAUACUUCUUGAUAAUCUUUAAAUUCCAUCUAAGCAUUGUGAAUGAGCUUAGCUUCUCAGCUCAGCCACUGCAGUCCUCAAAGCUGCAUGCUUAAGAAAUAACUUAAAAUGAAGAUGAAGGUUCCUAAAUAGGGGCUUUCCAAAGGAAGACCCACUUAAGAGGGAAGAAUAUAUGCAAACCUAUUUCUCAGUAAAUGUCGGGAAACCCCCUUUUUUUGGCCUGUGCUACUUCUGAAUGUUCCCAAUAAAUAUCCUACAUCACUCUUAAUAUCCAUUUCCCUGUUACUUGAUAGAAUUACUGAAGUAAUUCAUGUGAAAGUGUUUUAAAUGGAAAAAUACCUAUCAGGGCACAUUUUUCUCAAUUUUAAAAAAUAAUAAUUCCUUCACUAGGUUGAUUUGGCAAUUUCAGUGCCUUAAAUUCUUUCACCUUUAUGGUAUUGUCAGAAGCCGACUUCAGGCACCAAAGGAGUAAUUUCCUAUCAGUCCUUAUUGGUUUAUUUGUUGUCUCUAUUACCUUGUCCAACUUUUGUCUUCUACUUAAUAACUUAAUUUUUACUCCUAAGAAAAUAACUGCGAUAUACUCUGAAAUUGAAGGAGCAUAGCAACCUCAGAAUUACUCAAAAGAUGGGUUAUGGGGAAGAGGGGGGUAGCCUUUUGAUCUGAACAAAAGGAGCAAGGUUUCUUUUCAGCACUAACCAAUUUACUUGUGGCAAAGACCUGCUGACCUACUGAUUUAGAGAGUACUAAAGGCUUGUUUACUUUUAGCUUAGGCAAUAAAAACUUCACUGCCCUUAAUCAAUACAACAUCUAAAAAUCCUUGAACAGACAAAUUACUUGCCAAAUAUCAGAAUCUAUAAAGAUUUCAUUAACUUUUUGCCUUCACUAAUGCAAGUUUGAUAGCUUGUGUUGGGAGUACCAAUAGUUGGAAUGCUUAUUCCAUCUCUUUAAGCAAUAUAAUGGACCAAGAAAUUGACCAGAUUUUCAUUUUUUAUCCAUUGCAUUUUUGGAUUAAAAGAAUGGUCCCCUGCUGUGUGUCCCCAUUUUUGUGUGUUUGCAUUCUUGGCUCAAAGAUAGCUAGCAGUAGUUCUGAAAUGCCUAUUAUAACCACUGAGCUCCUCUUGGGAGAAAAUUUUUGGUUUUUAGCUACAAAGAAUUGACUACACACUUUUUUUUUUCUUUUGAGCACUUUAUGCAUUUUAGAUAUUGCACUUGUGAAUGUAUUUUGGUAAUAAAACCUUUCUCCACUAAAAGCCAUGUAUAAAGACUAGUGAACAGAAAAACGAGUGUUCCUUUUGGUUGUAAUUGAGCUUUUACUCACCAUUAGGUUCAUGAAGGAAAAUGGUAGAAAGCCUUUGCCUUUUCUGUAUUACUAAACGUUUUGGGGUGUUGGUUUUUGUUUUUUUUUUUGACCAUUUCACAAAAUGGCCUGCCCAACAAAGUGUCAAUGAAACAAAUGUUCCUAUUUACACAUAAGUCUAUUUAAAAACCUCUUUUCAAUACUGAAGAAGUUGUCACCUGGGUUUUUUAAGUAGCUAUAUUCUUUAAGUCCCUAUCAUCAAAAUGAACUUUAGGGAAUGUGUCUUUAUGUAGUUUAUUUUUCAUUUGAGGAAAUGGUUUACUGUGAUAGUUUAUAUUGAACCUAGUAUAUUUUCAGUAGAGACUAAAAAGUUACUGAGUUUUUCUUUUUGCUUUAAAAUAUUUAGUCUAUUUGAAUAGUGGUGGUUUCAACAUAGCAAACCUUCAUAUUUCUGCUACACUUUAAUUGAAUAAUUUUAACUUAUUAAAAAAAGAAAUUUUUAAAUAUGGAAGUAAACUUAAUUUGUAAUGUCUUAUUGUUUACAUUCAGUGAAGCUCUGUUGUGGUGUUUUGUAAAUAGUACCAUUACUAUCCUACUUCACCUCAACAGGCCUCAGUUUUCCUCAUGAAAAAUGAGGAGGAGGUUAGACUAGGUGGUCUCUAAAGUUUCUUCCAGCUCUUAAUUCUAUAUUUAUUUGAAAAUGCAUCAACAAAAUCCUGAAGAGGAAGUGUUAUAUUUUAAAAGAAAUAAUUUGUUCUUUUUUCCUCCACAUUUUAAACAAAAUUUACAUAUAUGCAAUGGAUUUGUGGCGCUAAUUCCAAAUUCAUGUAAUUAAUAUAAUUCUAUUUGCCAAAGUUAAUAGGUACUAAAAUUUUGUUUUUUAUCAAACUGAUAACUUUAUCAUAACUAAAAUUAUCAAAUUUUAAAGCUAUUUAAUGUUUUUACUAAAGCAACAUAGUCUUAUUUAAGUUGGUUUGUAUUUGGUUAAUUUAGCAGCUGUACUGAAGUAUGCUUGAAAAUUUGUUUCCAGUAACAUAUUACCAAUUUUAGUUUAUUUUUAAAAAUUUGAACUAUUAAGAGGCAGGCUUAGUGGAAAAAAAAAAACAUGUUUUGGCUAUAUCUGACUAGAAUUUUAAAUAGCUGAACCUUGGGGGAAAAAUCAAUUAACUUCAGAUUUUUAACAAACUGAAAAUCAUUUGAACAUUAUUCUGAAAUGCCAUAUUUGUAUUGUACAAAAGGAAAAGUUUCAACUUAAAUUCUUGAGUACAGAUCAUUAUAAAUACAAACAUGAUCCUCCAGUGAUUGCUAGAGACCUAUUUCUGAUUUUUUUUUUUUUAGCAGUUUCCAUCUUCAUUGUAGCAGAAGGCAGAUUGUUGGGGGACUCAGGUACUUGUACAUCUCAUAUCAAACACUUGAUCCAUAGGAAAGUUUACAAAGGACAAAUGGAUAAUUCACAAACAUAUUAUAUCAUAAAUUGCAUAUCUUUAGCUUUAAAAUUUCCACUUUUUUAUCUUCAGUUGUUUGAGAAUAAUAUAAUUGAAAAAUAGCAGAUGUUCCCUUUCUGUUCAUAAUAGGAUUAAACAAAUGUAGCAGUGAGAUCACUAGUAACUUCAGAAAUCACAGGCAGUGCCGAAUGAUAUGGUAGAAACAGAAUGAUCUGUGUUGAACAAAAGCUAAAAAAGAAUUUAUAGCUAAUCUAUUCCUUUGAUAAUUGUAAUUUUCUUUUUGUUCUGUCUUCCAUUCGUCUGAACUUUAAUUCUUAGGUUUGGUUAGUUUUGGUUUUUUGGGGCUUUUUUUUUUUAAACAAAGAAAUACUUUUCAGUUUGCUUAUAAACAUAAAGAAGUCUGCAAUUUUUGGUUUGUGCUAUAUGCAGCUAGAAAGCAAUUAUUGAAUAUUGGCUAUGAUACGGAUUUUUAUAUCUUUCAUAUUCUGCCUUGCUUGAAGUCCUGGUGCAUCUUUUGAAAGUGAUUAUCACUAGCAUCCUCAAUAGUUUCAACCUAGGCUUCUACUAAUUGUUUUGUCUUACAGAAGUUUGUGGAAAUAAAAAGUGAUGCAUAUGCUGCAAUCAUUUAAUAUUUUUCACUUUAGAAUUCCACCUGGAAUGACAUAAAUAUUAAUCUGAAGUCUCACCUUAGGAAAAUUGUAGCCUUCUGUUUUUUGAGAGGUUCCGUGUAUUUCUAAUUAAUGUUUAGAAAGUGAAAAAUCAUUCCAAAGAUCAGAAAUGUAUGUGCUAUUAUCUUCCUUCUUCCAGUAUUUUGAUGGAAUUAAUAUUUUAGGGACAUGUGCAUAAUUUCAUCAACUGUAUAUAUUCUGUGCUUGGAUGUGUAAAUUAAGCUAUAGAUGAAAACAUUAAAACCUUCUUAAGCUCAAAUAACUUGUUGCCCUUUUACUGACCAAGAGUUUUGGCAUCCUUUAGAGAGAAUAGCUAGUUUUAUAAAACAUAAAAUUUUUUAUUUGGAGAUUCACUUUAUCCAUAAAAGCCAUUUCAGUUUUAAAUUGCCUUAUUCUAUUGCAUUGUACUUAUGUCUGAAUUUUGUUUACUGUUCUGACACUGAAUCUGUGAUGUAAAAUAUAUAUGAUGGACUAUAAAUUUUAUUCCUAAUAAACUUACUAAGUUAUACAGCAAUGUAAACUAUAAACCAUUUCUUGUAAAUUUCCUAAUUUAUUAUCUUUCAUUUUGUGUGUUUUUCAUCAGUAUGUACAGUUUCUUUAAUUCUCAUUGUGACCUCUACUGUAAACAUUCCCAUUCUAUUCUGGAUUUUCCUUAAUGCUUGUUUGCAUGAAUAAUGCUUGGGUUUCAUUUACUUAUUGGUAUUAUAUUGCCAUUAAGCAACCCUCAUUACACCCUACAUACUUUUUAAAUACUUGAUUUUCCUGGUUUUGCUGCUGCUCUGUAUGAACAUUAGAAACCGUGCUUUUUAUCUUCUUUCCUAAUAAAAUUCUUUCCAUAGUUAA